Mercurialis annua (annual mercury) is the source of this 1194-nucleotide messenger RNA. RefSeq lists its product as uncharacterized. The coding region runs from base 1 to 1194 and encodes 397 amino acids. The transcript is spliced from 2 exons. NCBI's taxonomy places the organism in Eukaryota, Viridiplantae, Streptophyta, Magnoliopsida, Malpighiales, Euphorbiaceae. The record is from RefSeq and is a predicted model, not a curated record.
AUGACCACCGUGCGAACCAUACUAGCUCUGGCUGCAUCUCAGUCAUGGCCUUUACAUCAAAUGGAUGUUACGAAUGCAUUCUUACACGGUGAUCUGAAGGAGCAAGUUUACAUAAAACUUCCUUUUGGUAUGUCUACUCCCUCACAUAAUAUUAUUUGCAAAUUAAAUCGCUCUUUAUAUGUCUUGAAGCAGGCACCACGUGUCUGGUUUGAAAAGUUCCGAUCUACUCUCCUUGGAUUUUCUUUUACACAAAGUCAGUAUGACUCCUCGCUGUUUCUCCAAAGAACAUCCAAGGGUAUCACUAUCCUCCUUGUUUACGUUGACGACAUCCUUCUCACUGGUCUCGAUAUGGAGGCAAUCUCCAGAAUUCAGAAUUUGUUGCAUUCUGCUUUUCACAUGAAGGACCUCGGUCAACUGACCUAUUUUUUAGGAUUAGAGGUGCAUCAUCGGCCUCAAGGAAUCUUCUUGAAUCAACACAAGUAUAUUCAAGAUUUAGUUAAUUUGGCUCGCCUAAAAGACGCUACAUCUGUUGAAACUCCAAUGGAAAUUAAUGUGAAAUAUAGACGUGACGAGGGAGAGAUCCUCGAGGAUCCUACUUUAUAUCGGAAGUUGGUUGGUAGUCUUAUCUAUCUUACCAUCACUAGACCAUACAUCUCUUAUGUUGUCCAUACUGUUAGCAAAUUCAUGCAAGCCCCACAACAUCUCCAUCUAUCUGCGGUCCGACGCAUCAUUAGGUAUGUCCUUGGCACACCUAGUCGUGGACUACUGUUUCCUCGUGGUUCUUCACUACAACUACAAGCUUACACCGAUGCUGAUUGGGCAGGCUGCCCGGACACUAGGAAAUCUACUACUGGAUGGUGUAUGUUUCUAGGAGAUGCUCUUAUCUCUUGGAAAUGUAAGAAACAAGACUCAAUUUCCAAAUCCUCUACUGAGGCAGAAUAUCGGGCCAUGUCUGCUGCAUGCUCUGAGGUCAUUUGGCUACGAGGUCUCCUUACAAAGCUUGGUAUCCCACAAGUUCAACCUACUCCUUUACAUGGAGACAACACCAGUGCAAUACAAAUUGCUGCCAACCCAGUCUACCACGAGCGCACGAAACACAUAGAGGUUGACUGUCCACCACAGGGCUCCUUGAAUCUGAAACUUGGACCUCCUUUACGUGGUAGAAACUUCUUUCAAAUUUUAAACAAGCGGUGA